AUGCUGCACAACCUGAUUCUCCCCAGGACUCUCCUUUGUGCUGUUCUGCUGCUGCUGCUGCUGGUAUCGGUGCUGAGCAAGGGCAAGGCAAAGUGCAGCAUUGUGGAAAUCCUGCGGCAAUACCAAGCCGUGAUCUUUGAUGAGCUCCAGAACCUGAAAAACUUGACUCGAUCUGCUGAAACCCCAAGGAGGGGGAGAGCUGGCCUAGCCUGCCUCUCUAACAAGGAGCAGAAAAUCCUGCUGUCUAUCUCCACCAUGAGCAUGUCUCUCAGGGACAUGGUCAGAGGCCCCUGGAGGAAUCCUGAAGUGGUGGCUGUGAUGCAGGUGGUCAGCAACACGGAGUCUGUGACCAAACAGAACUGCAAGAAAAUCCACAAGAAGAGUCUGUCAACAGCUACAGAGAAACCGCGACACAGAGGCCAGGGCAACAGGAGAAAGCAGCUGAAGGUGAUCGCGCGAACAGUGGAAAACUUGGUCACCUGCUGGGAGAAGCUGUUCUCUCUCCACUCAAAGGACUGGGACACAUAG
Molecule: messenger RNA, 528 nt
Organism: Emys orbicularis (European pond turtle)
Lineage: Eukaryota; Metazoa; Chordata; Testudines; Emydidae
Gene: C12H20orf204
Product: chromosome 12 C20orf204 homolog
Exons: 5
Coding region: 1-528 (175 amino acids)
Source: RefSeq, a predicted model, not a curated record